AUGGCUACAACAUCUGACGACCCCAACCGUCGGUUCUCGACAGGCACGACAGCUGUAGGCAGCGAACCCGAAAUCGUCUCAGAACACACAGAAGAAGCUCCAACCGUAAGCCACGCCCUGGCCGAAGAAAGCAAAGACCUGGACUUUACAGAGAAAGGCGCUGCCCAACUCGAACACGGCGAUGUCGAAGUCAAGAACCUGGGAUGGAACGAGGAGCCGCAAGCCGUACCGCAUCUUGUCGGCGGUCUCAAGAAUGAAGAUGUCUGGGCUUUGAUUCGUCGCUUCGACAAGCAGGUGUUUUACGUCAAGAGCAUCGACGAGCCCCCGCUGGGAAUGCUGGAUAUGAAUAUCGCAGAUGACGAAGAGUUUUCUCCUGAGAAGCUUAGGGCGCAGAUUGAGAGACUUUAUGUGUCUGUUUUCACGCAGCUGUUUUCGUUCUGGAAGCAUAUUGUGAGACUUCGAUCGUGGAAGGAGACGAGACGGACUUCUGCUUUCUUGGGAGUGUAUACUCUGGCAUGGCUGCUCGAUAUUCUGGGACCCACGAUCAUCAUCUUCAUCAUGAUCCUGAUUUGGUACCCUGAGGCUCGCGAUAUUUGCUUCCCUGGCGCACCUCCUUCCCUGAUUGACUCCAAGACUGGAGGAGUCAAGACACCGGCUGCUGGUGUACUUGCUUCUGAUGACUCUGUUACUGGUGCGCCGGAGAAACAUAAGGGUGAAGCAGCUGAACAGGAGGCUCAUAGCUUUGUGACGAGCCUUUCAACGAUUGUUGUUAGUACUGCUGCUGGAAAGCAUCCCCAGACGGACCCCGACGACGACAGCAUUGCGCCUGACCCUACUAAGCUUACCGAAGAAGCUACGGAGGCUAAACAAAAGUCUCUGGGAAACAAUCCCCAUGCCAAGCACAACAGGGCCAAGAAGCCAGUGUCGAACGCUGUCUGGGAUAAGGCUCGUCCCACGAUGCACAUGAUCGCCGACUUUGUCGAUACAUGGGAACGCUUCGGAAAUGCUCUUAGUCCCGCUGCGCCUUUCCAUCGUCAUCGACCCAAGUUUAUUCUCAUCGGUGUUCUUGUACCAAUGCUUCUCGGAUCGUACUUCACGUCUCCCUACAUGGCUAUGAAGGGAAUGGGUUUCGGCGCUGGCUUUGGAUUCUUUGGUGAUCCUAUCAUUACACCUGCUUUGAACUUUAUCAACAGGACGUAUCCUCGCUGGGAGAAGUAUGUUGAACUGCGAAAUACUAUUCUUCGAGGUGUCCCGACAAAUGCGCAGUUGGCCAUCACUCUUCUCCGUAUUGGAGAGAGGAACAAGGCUCCUCUGCCACCGCCUCCUACCUCGGAUAUUCCUCCUGCAACUGAACCUCAUGAGACUGCCGGAGAAGGUCUCGAACAUCUAGAAGGAGUAUCGCAGGCCGAAAUCACCGCGGCUGUCCAGCCCGAUCCUAACGUAAUCCACGAGGAAGAACAAGAACAGGAGGAAGAAAAGACAAAGCACAAGAAGUCCCAUCGUAUUAUGAACUUCAUCAAGGGUACGGCAAAGGGCGGCGUAGCAACAGCUCUAGCCGCCGACAAAGCCAAAGCCAAGGCAGGCGCACACCACGCAAAGAACCGUCUCGGCGUUGUAAAGGGCGAACAGCCUAACCCUAUUACUGGUCCUAUCCGUUUCCCUUGCCGAUACAAGGGUAAGAAGGGCCAUGCUUACAUCACAGCUACAGCUACCACGCCCGCUGUUAGCUGGACGAUUGAGGCUGAGGACUUGAAACCUACUUGGACGGUUACAAUUGGUGAGAUUGAUGAGUUGAAGAAGAUGGGCGGUUUGGGGUGGAAGAGCAAGAUCAUUGUUGGUUGGGCUAUGGGAAGUGAGAUUGUUGAUGGGUUGAUUAUCAAGACUAAGGAUGGUAAUGAACACCAUCUUACGGCUGUCAGUAUGAGGGAUCAAUUGUUUAAUCGGUUGAUUUCUAUGGGGAGCCAGAUGUGGGAGGCAUGGUAA
Fusarium coffeatum is the source of this 1983-nucleotide messenger RNA. RefSeq lists its product as uncharacterized. Lineage: Eukaryota; Fungi; Ascomycota; Sordariomycetes; Hypocreales; Nectriaceae. The coding region runs from base 1 to 1983 and encodes 660 amino acids. The transcript has 3 exons. The record is from RefSeq and is a predicted model, not a curated record.